Molecule: messenger RNA, 1927 nt
Organism: Ixodes scapularis (black-legged tick)
Lineage: Eukaryota; Metazoa; Arthropoda; Arachnida; Ixodida; Ixodidae
Gene: cN-IIIB
Product: cytosolic 5'-nucleotidase 3
Exons: 8
Coding region: 94-1188 (364 amino acids)
Cellular component (GO): cytoplasm
Molecular function (GO): 5'-nucleotidase activity; magnesium ion binding
Source: RefSeq, a predicted model, not a curated record
AUUGCAAACUAUGCUCCCAGGAGGCAGGAGCUGGCCAACUCUGCGACGCUACUGUAAACAGCUGCGAGCUCUGCGAGCUUCGAACUGAAUGAGAUGGUGUAUGUGGUGUACGCACCCAGGUGGACCGUUUGUUUUGUGAACUGCUACACCGCUGGUUCCCUUCAAAGUAACAAGGCGCCCUUAUUUAACUUUUCAAUGAGAAGAAAGAUAUAUUCGACGAAAUCGGCCUGCUUCACUUGCUCUCAUUUAUGUCGACGGUUGCCGUUCACAGUCUACACUGGUAGCGCCAAUGGUCGAAGUGCGUCACCUACCUUGCUCUUCCCAAAGGUGUUAGAACUGCAAAAGCCAUGCGUACGAAUGAAAGACCCGGAGCGCGUAGAAGAACUUGUUUGCAAGUUGAUCAAGGGGGGCCCAAAGAAGCUGCAGGUUGUGACGGACUUUGACCACACAAUUUCGAGGUCGCACCUCAAUGGCAAAGCAUGUUGCAGUACUCACGGAGUCUUGGAAUGCAGCAGUCUCAUCACUCAAGAUUUUCAGGUUCAGGCAGAAAAGGUCCACGAAAAAUACUAUCCCAUUGAAAUUGACCCCUACAUGUCGACAGAAGAAAAAAUACCAUAUAUGGUUGAGUGGUACACAAAGUCUCAUGCCAUCCUUGUUAACUGUGGCAUCAAGAAAAGGGACAUUCCCCAGUUGGUCGAAGAGUCAUCAAUUAUGCUCAGGGACGGCUGCGAGUCAUUCUUCGAGAUGCUGCACGAACAUCAAAUACCGACACUAGUGUUUUCUGCUGGGCUUGGAGACAUCUUAGAAGAAACUCUCAAGCAUUUUCAGUGCUACUUUCCUAACCUCAAGUUCAUCUCUAAUUACAUGCAGUUUGAUGAUGAGGGCAACAUCAUUGGGUUCAAGGGAGAGCUGAUCCACAUGUACAACAAAAACCGCACUUCCGUUGCCACUCCCGAAUAUUUCCACAAUGUCAAGGAGAAAACCAACAUUGUGCUGCUGGGAGACUCGCUCGGCGACCUCGGAAUGCUGGGAGACGUGGAAUCACAGGAGGUUGUGCUGCGCAUAGGAUUCCUCAACAAUAAGAUUGAAGAGCGGCUACAGCAGUACAUGAAAAGCUUCGACAUUGUUUUGAUUGAUGAUCAAACCAUGGAUGUGGUCAAUGGGAUCCUCAGGAAGAUCAUCUACUAGUGACACACCAAGGCAUUGUUUUGAUUGAUGAUCAAACCAUGGAUGUGGUCAACGGGAUCCUCAGGAAGAUCAUCUACUAGUGACACACCAAGGAAUGACUGCCUGCCACAGAUAGGAUGAAGACAAACCAAGUUCUGCAUGUGAAGCAGACCAGUGUUGUUAACGCCUAGUUCCAAUUGGUGCAAUUGCAUAGUUGUCCCUAGAUUGUUUGCUAGCAGAGCAGCAGGCUGGUAUUUUUUGGAGGACAGUAAAUUUACUUUCGGAUGCUGUUAGUUGCUGGGCUUUACCAUAUCACUGUUAUUUGCGUGUAUUUGUGUGCCUGUGUAUGACAGUCUGUGACAAGCUACGCACGAUAUGGCUUGCAUUUGUAUUUAAAAGUUUUUCCACUAUGAGGCUGUUUGCAUUUACAUUAAAAGCAAGGCAUGCUCAAGAUACACAAGUCAUUUAGGAGUUAGAAACUGCUUCUAUACAAAAGUGUCAGUAACUGGUAUUCUUUAACCCACUUAGGUUCUCCCGAACACUAGUGCACAUACUGGCUAGUAUACUUUACAAUUUAUCCGAGGACUUGCUACAGCAAAUUAGCCUUUUUAAAUCUAUAUGCAUUUUUAGAUGUGUGCUAUGGUACGAGUUGGUAUCAGGUUUAAUUGUCUAUUUGUAUCUGCCUGAUUGUGCAAAACUGAAUUCAUUGUGUUCAAACUUGUUCACUGGAUCUGAAAAAAAAAAAAUCCUUUAAACUUGC